GUUUAAUUGGCGACAUGUUUACUCACAUUCUUUAUAAUCAAUAUGGGCCCCCACAAGGCUUCUGUUUUGACAACCUAUGUAAUGACGAUCCCAUAGUUGAUGACAUGACUGAUAGAAAUUACAACGUACCAGAAAGGGUCAAACAUUUCCUGCAACGUGUUGAACAUCAAGCUGAAUUCUAUGACACUAACCACUUGAUUAUGACAAUGGGAGGUGACUUCAUAUAUAGGGAUGCAGAAGUAUGGUUCAGUAACCUGGAUAAGCUUAUCAAACACACGAAUGCUCUACAAAGCAGCUCAAGUGCUGUGAAUGUCCUCUAUUCGACUCCUUCUUGUUAUCUUAAGGCAGUUCAUAAUGAAAAUCUUACUUGGGGUGUAAAAACCGGAGAUUUCUUUCCGUACGCUAGUGAGCCCCACGUAUAUUGGACAGGAUAUUAUUCAUUUCGGCCCACUCUUAAGUAUUUUGAACGUCUUGGCAAUAAUUUCUUGCAGGUGUCCAAGCAGCUUUAUGCACUUUCAAACCUUGAGUCCGAAAAUGAGGUGAGCCUUAACUCUUUGAGAGAAGCAAUGGGUAUUAUGCAGCAUCACGAUGCCAUAACAGGCACUUCAAAACAA
This is a messenger RNA of Gryllus bimaculatus (two-spotted cricket), 614 nucleotides long. The record is from the annotation of a GenBank genome assembly. NCBI's taxonomy places the organism in Eukaryota, Metazoa, Arthropoda, Insecta, Orthoptera, Gryllidae.